This is a messenger RNA of Alternaria burnsii, 2436 nucleotides long. RefSeq names its product 37s ribosomal protein rsm22. The transcript has a single exon. Gene Ontology annotation, molecular function: structural constituent of ribosome; methyltransferase activity. Gene Ontology annotation, biological process: translation. NCBI's taxonomy places the organism in Eukaryota, Fungi, Ascomycota, Dothideomycetes, Pleosporales, Pleosporaceae. The record is from RefSeq and is a predicted model, not a curated record. The coding region runs from base 1 to 2436 and encodes 811 amino acids. Gene Ontology annotation, cellular component: mitochondrial small ribosomal subunit.
AUGCUAAAGACGAGGGGCUUGCAGUCAGUUUGUGCAUCAUGCCGGCUAAAUAUCGCAAUUUCACGAGCGCGUAGCGCAAGAUUGCCAGCCCAGACACGACCCGCGCCGCGACAACUACCUUUGUUCGCCUCCAAAUUUACAACGCCACAACGAGCAUUCUCCACGACACUCGGAAGGAGACAAUUAGAGCAAGGCCAUGCGACAAGUACGGAAGAUGAGCCUCCUUCUGCGACCGAAGCGGUGAAUUACGAAGUCAACGUGCGGAGGGCGAGGCAGCAAUUCGGUGAUACGUUACCGCGCGACCACCUGAGCGAAGAGGAAUACACAAUAUACAAGAGACUGUACGGCCCAGCAAUUUUCGUGGAUCCUGCCGCAGACAUAGAAGAACUUGGGGAUAUAGCCGAGGAGGAGAUUAUUGAGCAAGAACGACCUGAUGGUUCUACUGUCUUGUUGAGGAAGGGAAAGGAUGGCGGGCUGGAAGAGAUUGAGGUCGUCGAAGAAGUCGAGGCUGACGAGGAUAAUGCUCCUGAAGAAGCUGAGCUGGACAAAGAAACCAUGACACCAGAAGAAUGGGAGGCGCGCAGAGAGAACGAGGCACAGGCGUAUCACGACGAAAUCUACGAGCAAAGUCGGCUGCAGCAAGAGGAAGCAGAGGCUUGGGAAGACAUGGAAGAAGAGCAAGAGGAAGAUAAUUUCAUGCGUGCGCAUCCACUGACCAUCGCCGGUCGCUUCAAGCCAUCGCCCUCGACCGUCUUCCUGCCCAAAGAAACUCUCGUCGAUCCUACAGCGCUGCUUCUGACACGCGCGAAUCACAAACACCUCGCCGAAUCUGCGAAUCGCAUCUUUGGCGGUCGCGGUCUGCCUUACUCAGCCAGUACAACUCCUGCACGCUUGGGCAAUGAACAAAAGCCAAUUCCACUGGACCCAUCGCAAUCGGAAAUGGGCAACAUCGAAGCUGAUGUAUACAUGGCUUCCGUACAGCCAGGCACAUACGCAAGCGUAAUGAGCGCCAUGGUCGAAGUUCGCAGGCGACUGGGGACAGGAUGGCUCGAACACAUGCUACAAAACAAGAAAGGUGGCACUAUACUAGACGCUGGUUCUGGAGGCGUCGGUGUACUUGCCUGGCACGAGAUGCUAGAGGCGGAAUGGCAACGCAUGCACGAAGAAUCAGGAAACACGUCGCAUGGUGCUACUCCGUUGGGAAAGGCGACUGUUUUGACUGCAUCUGACACGCUCCGUCACCGCGCAAGCAAACUGCUGGACAACACUACGUUUAUUCCGCGACUACCAGAAACGGUGACAGCGGCCGACGAGGGUAACACGCAGCAACCGCGCAAGUACUAUGAUGUCAUCAUCGCACCACACACGCUCUGGUCUAUCAGGCAAGAUUAUCUGCGCAGGGAACAAGUUGAGAAAUACUGGUCCCUGUUAAACCCCAAGGGUGGUGUUCUCAUUCUCAUCGAGAAGGGUCUCCCACGAGGAUUUGAAGUCGUAGCCGCCGCCCGUUCAUACCUUCUGAACAAGCACAUCUCCUCUCCUGGCUCAGAAACUCUCGAGACGCUACUUGACUCUCAGGUCUCAAAACCCGAUCAAGACACCAGGUUCACUGAGAAAGAGACGGGAAUGAUUGUUGCGCCAUGCACCAACCACAAUUCAUGCCCCAUGUACCAGUCCACAGGUGUCAGCCAAGGUAGGAAAGACUUUUGUUUCUUCAGUCAGCGCUAUAUUCGACCUCCGUACCUCCAACGCAUCUUGAAUGCAAAGGACAAGAACCACGAGGAUGUGCAGUUCAGCUACCUGGCUGUUCAGCGUGGACGUGAUCAACGCCUUCCACAACACGACGUCCUCGGCAAAGGAUUCGUGCAAGGCGAAGCCUCUACCGCUGCCGCAUUUGAGGGACACGAGUGGCGCGCACGGUCGAACCCAGAAACCGAAGAGCCCGUCAUGACCUCGACCGCCGAUGUGAAUCCACUCACCCUACCGCGUCUGGUUCUCCCUGCGCUGAAGCGACGAGGUCACAUCAUUCUAGACGUCUGCACACCAGCUGGUAUGCUUGAGCGCUGGACUGUUCCCCGAUCCUUUAGCAAACAAGCCUACCGUGACGCGCGAAAAGUCCGCUGGGGUGACCUCUGGGCUCUCGGCGCAAAAACACGCAUUCCACGCAACGUUCGUCUAGGCCGACCUACCGACGAGUUCGACAAGAAGGGCAGAAAGGUCAAGAAGGCAAAGCAAGUCACCAUCGAAAUCGGUGUUGGCGAGAGAGACGGAAGGACUGUGGAGGAAGGUCCUGCAAGGGUGCUUGGCCAGGGCGGAAGGAUGUUGGUUGGUGAUCGCGAUGGACGGUAUACUGCGGAUCGCAAGAUUCGGGGUAGCAAGGGAAGAAAGGGGAGGAAGAAGAGGGUUGAUCAUGAUGGUUAUGACUUGGACGACAUGUAA